Molecule: messenger RNA, 1081 nt
Organism: Onthophagus taurus
Lineage: Eukaryota; Metazoa; Arthropoda; Insecta; Coleoptera; Scarabaeidae
Product: aldo-keto reductase 1B
Molecular function (GO): oxidoreductase activity
Source: RefSeq, a predicted model, not a curated record
UAGGUAUUUGGCCUUCAACUCAAGUAAGAUUAUAAAAUUUUCAUUUUUUUAGUGUUAUCGUGAUUUUUUAAGUAUUCGCCGGUUAGAUUUAACGUCCACUUGGUGCGAUCGCUAACCUGAAAUGUCUUCAAAAGUUAUGAAAUUGAAUAAUGGGCGUGAAAUUCCAAUUAUUGGAUUGGGAACUUACAAGUCCCCAGCCGGGGAAGUAGAACGUGCCGUAAGAGACGCAAUAGACGCUGGUUAUCGACAUUUUGAUUGCGCCUGGUUGUACGGAAAUGAAUCAGAAAUUGGAGAUGCUUUGUCAGAAAAAAUAAAAAAUGGAAGCGUUAAAAGAGAAGAUCUUUUCAUUACAAGCAAAUUAUGGUGCAAUUAUCAUAAAAAAGAAUUAGUUGUUCCUAUGAUUAAGGAAACAUUGGCUAAUUUAAAAUUGGAUUACAUUGAUUUGUAUUUGAUUCAUUGGCCAUUUGGAUUUAAGGAAGAUGCAGGAAUGUGGCCAAUGGGUGAAGAUUCAGCUUAUUCAGACGUCGAUUACCUAGAAACAUGGGAAGGAAUGGAGGAAUGUGUAAAAUUGGGUUUGGCAAAAAGCAUUGGUGUCUCGAAUUUUAACAGCCAGCAAUUAACCCGCUUAUUAGAAAAGUGCAAAAUUAAACCGGUCGUUAAUCAAAUUGAAGUAAACCCGAAUAUCAACCAAAAGAAAAUGAUUAAAUUCUGCGCCGAUCGUGAUAUUGUUGUCACUGGUUAUUGCCCCAUGGGACGUGUUGAAAACGAUGGAAUUCCCGGAUUUCCAACUCCAACGAUUAAGGAUCCUAAAGUUAUUGAAAUGGCGGAGAAAUAUGAAAAAACUCCUGGACAAAUUAUUUUGAAUUAUCUCGUUUCUUUGGGAAUCGCUGUUGUCCCGAAAUCCGUUACAAGAACUAGAAUCAUCGAAAAUAUUGAUAUUUUUGAUUUCAAAUUGGAUGAUGAAGAUACCAAGUACUUGGAUUCUUGUAAUAAGAACCAACGCAUUUGCUUUUUUGAGUGCUUCAAAACUCACCCCCAUUUCCCUUUCAACAUUGAGUAUUAAUGAAAAAUUACUACUUAA